Messenger RNA from Talaromyces proteolyticus, 846 nucleotides. RefSeq names its product ubiE/COQ5 methyltransferase. Bases 1 to 846 code for a protein of 281 amino acids. The transcript has a single exon. The record is from RefSeq and is a predicted model, not a curated record. Lineage: Eukaryota; Fungi; Ascomycota; Eurotiomycetes; Eurotiales; Trichocomaceae. Gene Ontology annotation, molecular function: methyltransferase activity.
AUGUCAACUGUCAUUCCCAAUUCCAAGGCGGCAUCCACCAGCAGCAGCUCCGUCUACGCCUCUAACCAUGACGCCGCCACACUCCGCACACACGAAUGGCGCACCGUGGCCAACUCCGCGGCCUAUCUAAUUCCCUACCUGAAGCCCGACAUGAAGAUACUCGACGUGGGCUGCGGGCCUGGCAGUAUCACCAUCGACCUCGCCCGCUACGUACCAGACGGCUACGUGAUCGGAGUGGAAUACGCCAGCAAACCGCUCACCGCGGCGCGCCUUCUCGCUGAGAAAAAGCAAGUUACCAAUGUCCAGUUCGCCGUCGCAGAUGCCCUGGAUCUCAAGGAGUAUGCCGAUAACACGUUCGAUGUUGUGCAUGCGCACCAGGUGCUGCAACAUGUGCCGGAUCCGGUCAGGGCGUUGAGGGAGAUGAGGAGGGUGGUGAGGCCUGGUGGACUUCUUGCAUUGCGGGAAUCGGCGACGAUGGGUUGGUACCCUAGGCUCAAAGGGUUGGAUCAGUGGUAUGAUAUUUAUCGAAAGGUGGGCAAGGGGCUCGGCGGGAACCCGGAUCCAGGGUCGUACAUUCAUGUAUGGGCACAGGAGGCUGGGUUUGGGAGGGAGGACAUCACUUGUUCUGCGGGCACGUGGUGUUUUAGUGCGCCCGAUGAAAGGAAGUGGUGGAGUGAUAUCUGGGCUGAGAGGGUUCUGGCGGCGAGCUAUGUUGAGAAGGCGGAGCAAGGUGGUUAUUGUACGAGAGAGGAUCUGUCGAGGAUAGCUAGCACAUGGAAGGCAUGGGGGGAAGAUAAAGAUGGCUGGUUUACCAUCACUCAUGGGGAGAUAAUUUGUCGAAAGUAA